This is a messenger RNA of Penicillium paradoxum, 1422 nucleotides long. RefSeq lists its product as uncharacterized. Bases 1 to 1422 code for a protein of 473 amino acids. The transcript has 2 exons. The record is from RefSeq and is a predicted model, not a curated record. NCBI's taxonomy places the organism in Eukaryota, Fungi, Ascomycota, Eurotiomycetes, Eurotiales, Aspergillaceae.
AUGAAUGUCUGGUCAGGAUCCAUUCCCCUCAACUCGGAUUCCAAGUUAGAAGGGAUUCGACUGGUCGACCCCAAUUCCUACUGGCAGUCUGAGCUAUCCAAAGACUCCCAAAUAUGUCUCCGCAGCUUUGUCAAUCCAUCACUUAUCCCAUUACACGCUCGUGCCGGUCCCAAUCUCGAACUACACACAUCCGACGCGGGGACAUCAAAAUGGCUACAAACCAAGCUCACGGGCGCUAUCUGGUUAAACGAAGAAGAGCCAGCACUCCAACAAUCCUUCCAAUGUCCAGUAGGGUUGUUACUGGGUGUUGAAAACAACACCAAAUCAGCCGACGUAGCCCCGACGAGCCUGUUAGUCUACGGCGUGCUAUCCAGCGCAACAUCAUGUACACGGCCACCCACCCCUCCACAUUCAUCGCCUUCCGAUAUCCAAGGCACCAGCAACCCACCAAACCGAGCUCCCUAUGAACUCAGAAUAUACGCCGCACCUCUAUCAUCCUCCAGAAUCACUCAAGCCCAAGCCUACCCAUCCCCACCCCUCUCCGACUCCGACCAACCCAUCGCCAACCCGCGCUGCGCAGAGUUCCUACCAGAUACAAGCUCGCCCAGCCCAAAGCGCAAACGAGUCGCAACUCUCUUCGAAGUAGCCGCGCAGCACCAUCGCCGCGUCCGCCAGCGCGGCGGCGAAGCCGUCUCCCAACUCAUGGCAUCUUCCCGACCUCUCUCCUCGUCACAAAACCUGCAGACUCUGCGCAUCAAGCGCGAGCCCGAAGACGAUACCCCUUCCCUCCCAUCUCUAGACCGGAUCGUCUCGCGCCGAUCUCGGUCCGUCUCCAUUGGAGCAGGCCUGCAACGUCCAGGUAGUGUGCGCGGCCGCGCAACCCCAGGGAUCAACGCCGAUCCGCAAAAGCGCGCGCCAACUCCGAACCCGUUCUUGGAUUCUGGCCGUCGCGGAACUCAUUCGUUCCCGAGUCAAGGUCCUUCUUCUCUCUCUUUGCCGGUGGAGAACCCAGUGUCUGCGCCUGGAUCGCCGGCCAAGGAUCCGGACACUGUGAUUGCAGAUAAUAAGAACCUCAUCACCCGCACGAUCUUGACUUGUAUGCGGCUCUAUGGAUUUCACCGCGCGAACCCGCGCUCUGCAUCUACGAGUAAACCAACAGGGACUGCUGCUGCUGAGCCUGAACCUGAUUUGCCUGGUACGACGCCGGCGCCGGAGACUCUGCGUGCUGAAACGCCUGCUCCUGGCACCACCACGGACGAUGAUGAGUUUAAGGCCAUGUACCAUGCGACGUACAAGGCUGCGGCUUUUGCGCUACGGAGAUACUUGAAGCAGGUGCCGGGGUUAGCGCCUUCUGUUCUGGAAAAGGAGAAGGCCAUGACUUGUAUUGAUGAGCUACUGAGGCUGUUCUGCGAGGAGCAUUAA